GAUAAGCAAUGUGUUCUAGCCUGCAAACUCAAACAAAUUGGGGAAAAUGAUAAAAACCGCUCCUCCUUUACUCUCCAUUCUCUAAUAAUUAAACCCUAGCCUUUCACUAAAAUUCUCUUUUAGGAUUUCAUCCUUCUCCAAAAUCACAAUCCUAGCAACAAGUUAAAUUGAAAGAUGCUCUACGAAUUCAUCAAAUCUGAAGAGAUCGAUAAAGAAAGCUAUGAGUUUGAAGUCGUUUCAAUAUCAGAUGUUAAAAAAAAAUUCUGCUAUCGAAUUUCUACACCCAAACCCAAAUGUCGCCAAGCUUAUCCGCCCCUUUACUUUCAGAUGAGAUGGAAGAACGAAUUAUUGUAUCAUGAGAAGACAAUUGGUUCUCUUUUGGGUAUUAAUGUGGGGCAUCAGUUUUAUUCUCGAGCUGAGAUGACUACAGAAGGAUUUCAUAGUCAUUGGCUGAAUGGGAUUGAUUAUAUUGGACAAUCUAAAGGAAAAAAGGAAAUUGAAUUUAUUUCCUAGAGGAGAGGCUAAAGAUAGUAAAUGCCUCUCAUUAUUUCUGCACCAAGACAAUAGUUUUGGGCUAACUGAUGGUAACAAACUGUAUGUUGAAUUUAUUCUUUACUUGAAGAAUCAACGCCAAGGAAAAGACGACUAUCACAGUAAGAUAACUUCUAAGUUUUAACACGUGACAUCUUAUUUCUUAUUUUUAAAAAUUAGCUAGUGUCCUAUGGAAUUUAUAAUUUUAUUUAUUUAUUCAAGCUCAAACGAUUGGGGCGGGCUACCCAUUCUUUCAUUCUCUCAGUGACCUACAUGAUACUUCAAAAAACUACCUAGUAGACGAUACCAUAAUUAUUAAAGUUCGUAUUCAGAAGAUGAUUUUGGUGAAAGAUAAUAUGGCUUCUGUCUAGCAGAAUUGAUGUAUGUCCAAUAAAAAACAAUUAUGUGAUUCAAUGUACAAAGAAAUUGAUGCAAGCAUGUCACAUGUACAACAUUCCAGGCCAUGAAACUUGACGUAUGCAUUUAGAUUAUUGUUUUGAAUUCAUUCAUAUAAAGUUAAUCUUCUCGUACUAGCUAAGUAGUUUCAACAUUUUCGGGUUUAUUGUUGAUGAGGUGCAUCAAGACGUGAACAUGAUGACCUAUGAUCACUUUAUUUAUUUCAAGCUAAUAUAUCGUAUACUUCCUUGUUAAUACUAGAAAUAUCCAAAAACGAGUGGUUGCUUUCAUUAACCAAAACAACCUGUUUUAAUUUUAAAUAGUGUGCCUCAUGUCCACUCUUUGCAUCUAGACUCGAGCUCCCCAAUCGCCUUAUUGUGCCAUGUGUAUGUCUUUUCAAACAAGGCCAUAGCAUGCAAAGAUUGGCAUUGAUAUGAUUGCCAAAUUAGCUGAUCGUGCCAAAGUUGUUGAUACUCUCAAAGACCUUGCAUAUAAGGUUAUGCUCAAUUUGUACUUUCUUCCUAUUUGAUAAGAGAAUGAUCUGUGUUUUUGUUUACAGGUGGUUCUUAUCUGGACCUUGGCCACUUUCUCUUCUGCAUCAAUUUUGUGAUUGAAUUGUUUUCCUCAUGCAUUUUAGGUAGUGUAAAAGAGUUCUUCAUGAUAUAGCUUAAACAUGUAUACAUGUGCAUUGCUAUGAUUUGGGCAAAUAUAUUAUGUUGGGCUGGUUAAAAAUUGCAGAAAAUGGUUAAGUGGUCUGGCACUGCUUGUUGGCAUAUUUGCAUAACUAUAAAGUUAUGCAGUUACAAGCAUUUGGCAUAAUACCUUGACUGUUUUUAUUUAAUACUGUUUGUCCUCUAGCUAAAUUACCAUAUUAGUGAAUUUAAUAAAAAGUAGCCUGCAAUUUCCCCAAGACCGUUGCUGCUAAUGGUAAUGUUUGUGUGUUGCCAUGUGUUGUUUGUUGUUUCUGUCCUCUUCUCCUGCGGUAUGUCAGAAUGUGUGGAGGCGGUGGUGAGUGUAUUGCAGAAUUAAGAUCUAAAGUUCAGAACUGAAAAUUAGAUGUAAAAUAAUAGCUGAAAUUUAAAAUGCUUGUGUGUGUGUGUGAAAUUAGAGCUUGUGUGUAUGUGUAUAAGCGUCGAUUAUCCUUUUUAUUAGCUUUUUCGUUGUUUAUCUUUACUUAUAUACUUGUUGAACCUCAUUUAAAUUGUUUUAUCUUAUUCUUUGAUAUUUAUCAUGGUAUAAUCAUGGUGCUUCAUUAUACUUGGUUUAUACAAAGACUUUUUUUAGUUUCUAUUGUGGACUAGUUCUUAAUAUGCUCUAAAUGUUAUAGUUUACUCAGCAUGGUUUAAAUACAUUGGUCUUUUCAUUGUUGUUUAAAUACAACAUGUUGAAUGUUGAGCCUAUAUUGUGUAAUCUGUGAGGCCGAGGAGGAAUCUGUGAUCCACGCAGCUUUUGAUUGCUCUACAGCAAAGGAUAUUUGGGUAGCCAGUCCUUUUUUUGCUCAAAUUCAGUAGGUCCUGGCUUUCAGCUUUAUUGAGAGGCUGCUAUGGCUCUUAGAAAAUGUUUCAAGACCUUAACUAGUUACGAUUGCCACGCUAGCUUGGCUUAAUAUGUCCACCUUUGAGUAGAAUUCAUUUAUUGACGUUGAGGUUGCCAGGAGGUUCGUGAGUAUGGUGCGUGAAAGUAAUGAGUAUGCUAGAAAUGUUGCUAGCAGACCCAGCCAAAUCUGCCCACCAGUCAGUUCGUGGAGCUGCCCAAUUCAGGGAAGGGUUAAGGUAAAUUGUGAUGCCCUUUGGGUGUUAAAACUGUCUUGGGGGCUGUGAUCAGAAAUGAUCAAGAGACUAUUGUUGUGCUGCAGUGAGGCAGGAGGGUGGGAGGGAUGUAGAGUGUGCAAAAGCUGCCUGUCAAUAUGGUCUGCUUGUGGCGAAGAGGUUGGGAUACUCUGAUGUUCAUCUUGAAAGUGAUGCCUUGAAUGUGGUGAAUGUUGUCCGAAACAAUGCCAAAGGAUUUUCCCUUGUGUUUCUCCUAUAUGAUGAUAUUUGAAGGUGUUGACACCCAUUUGUGUCUCCCCAAAACCAAACCCGGUGAUGAGUACCUUUCACGUCGAAUCGUAAUCGAAUAAAGUGAAAGUGUGGAAAGUCUAGUGUUGUAGAUAGUGUGAAUAAAAGAUUGUUUUUGAGGAAAAUACAAUUUUAUCCUCCUCUACGGCUAAAUUUUAUCUGAAUUUAGAAAACGCGUAAGAAAACUUAUUAGCGCUUAACGCCAGCAUUA
Chenopodium quinoa (quinoa) is the source of this 3195-nucleotide messenger RNA. RefSeq lists its product as uncharacterized. Bases 175 to 513 code for a protein of 112 amino acids. Lineage: Eukaryota; Viridiplantae; Streptophyta; Magnoliopsida; Caryophyllales; Amaranthaceae. The transcript is spliced from 5 exons. The record is from RefSeq and is a predicted model, not a curated record.